Messenger RNA from Phaedon cochleariae (mustard beetle), 829 nucleotides. The record is from the annotation of a GenBank genome assembly. NCBI's taxonomy places the organism in Eukaryota, Metazoa, Arthropoda, Insecta, Coleoptera, Chrysomelidae.
AUAAAUCAUUCUUUAUGAAACAUUGUGUAUAGUGAAAAUCUACAACUAUAACUUGACAAAAGCGAAAUGAUUAAACUGUUGGUAAUAUUUUCACUUUCGUUAGCAGGACUAGUAUUCGCCUUUACUGAAAAUGAAGAACAAAAUGUAGAUUAUCAAGUGAGAGCAGCGAUUGCAGAUAUAAUCAACGAUACUUUGAACGCAUUGAUCAGAAAUUCGUCGGACCCUUUGACAAUCAACGAAUUAUCUAUGAACUUCGAGAAUAACAGUCUUCUGUCUGGUGGCUUGAAUAUCACAAAAUUACGAAUCAAUGGGAUACAUGAAAUAGUAGCUCCCUAUAUAGAUGUCCAAAUAUUUAGUGAAGUUUUCAAUAUGAGCGUGAAUAUUCCAAAUUUGGACAUCAGUUUCAAAUAUUGGCUUGACACUUUAGUUGGAGGUGUAGUUCCACUUUAUGGUUCAGGACUCAACAGCAUAUUCUUCGAAGGAAUUACUGUAAACGCCUCCGGUAAAGUUGAUGUGCUGGGAAAGCAAUUACAUAAUAUAACCGCAAAUCUCUGGAUUGAUCAUGCAGUGUUCAAUAUGGAUGGAUUUCUCAAUAACCCGGAGUUCAGUGCGUUGGUGAACCUGAUGUUGAAUGACAAUUUUUGUGAAUUCAUCAAAGAUUACCAAGAAUUUGUUUCUAGAGUCAUCAGUGGCUUCAUUUCUGCUCUACUUGAUUCAUUGAAAUAAUAGUUAGUCUUCAUUAUUACUUAUCUAGAACUCAGAGAACAUUGAUUUGACGCUGAAUAAAUUCAUACACAUAUCUUCGUCGCAGUAUAUUCUUUAUAUCAUA